AGCGAUACUUGUACACAAUUAAAGUAACACCCACCCUCGGAAACCAUGAAUGAGUCUAAGGCCGUAGGGCAAGCAUUACCAACUGGAGAUUCGGCGCCGAAUGUUCAUGUUGAUGACAAUGUCGAUGUCGCGAACCAGAGGGAGGGGCUUGAGAAGGAUCUGGAGCAGGUGAAGAUUGAGGAUACUAGUAAUGGGGAUGGGCAAGCGAAUACUGAGGGAGAGAAUGGUGCGGACGUACGAUUACCGCUCACUGAUGCUGCGGAGGAAGGAGAUGGAGAUGUCAAGGUCGAGGUAAACGGACAAGAAGCCAUCGCAAAAGUGGAAAAAGACGCAUCAAACAACGACUCCGUCAAACUUGAAAGAUUAUCGGACGCCGGCGACGACUCACCAUCCGCAGAAACUAAGGAGGAGACAGCAAGCGAUGCGUCGUCACCACAAGAAGACAAGCCACGUAAAGCCAAGCCCGUCACUCGCGAACCUCAGCUCUUCGACCACCUUCCCUCCACAAAAGAUGAGGCGGCAAAAACCUUCGAAGAGCUCGCGAAGAGUUAUUAUCAGAACAAACAGCUUGGGGUGUCUUCGCAGAAUGAGAUCAUGACGUGUGAUUGUUGGCAGCAAUGGGAGGAUGGUCAGAAUAUGGCUUGUGGGCCUGAUUCGGAUUGUAUCAAUAGGUUGACAUCGAUGGAGUGCGUUGACGACAGCGGAUGUAAUUGUGGCGACGAAUGCCAGAACCAACGAUUUCAACGACGACAAUACGCCGAUAUCGACGUUAUCAAAACUCAGAAGAAGGGAUACGGACUCCGCGCCAACUCCGAUUUCCCACCUGAUCACUUCAUCUAUGAAUACGUGGGCGAUGUGAUUACCGAACCACAAUUUCGAAAGCGAAUGGUCGAAUAUGAUAAGAGUGGUGUUAAGCAUUUCUACUUCAUGAUGCUGCAGAAGGGAGAGUUUAUCGAUGCGACGAAGAGGGGUGGGUUUGCGAGGUUUGCGAAUCACUCCUGCAAUCCGAAUUGUUAUGUGGAUAAGUGGGUCGUGGGCACGCAUCUACGCAUGGGUAUCUUCUCGAAAAGGCCGAUUAAGGCUGGAGAGGAGUUGACGUUUGAUUACAAUGUAGAUCGGUAUGGAGCUCAAGCACAACCGUGUUACUGUGGAGAACCGAAUUGUAUCGGUUUUAUCGGAGGAAAGACACAGACUGGCGCAGAUAACACCAAGAUGACACAAACGGUCCGCGAUGCCCUAGGUCUGGAAGACGAGGAAGACUGGGAAACCGCAACAGCCAAGAAGAAGAAAAGAAGAAAGGGCGAAACCGACGAAGAAUACGCUGCCAAACUAGCACCAAAGGCAGUGACGGAGAAGGGCGUGACGAAGAUUAUGAGUACGCUCAUGCAAUCCAAAGAACAAUGGAUGGUCAACAAACUUCUCACUCGAAUUCGAAUUAGCGAGGACCCCGCCGUCCACCGCCGUGUGAUGCGUAUGCACGGGUACCAAAUCCUCGGUACCGUUCUCUCCGACUACAAAUCCGACCCAGCGAUCUCCACCACCAUCCUCGAAGUCUUACUCUCCUGGCCCCGUGUCACUAAGAAUAAGAUCUCAAGUUCGAGUAUUGAGGAUACGGUUAAGGAAUUGUCUGGUGCGGAAGAUGAGGUGGUGAGGGGUUUGGCGGAGAAGUUGUUGGGGGAAUGGAGUACGCUCGAGAUGGCGUAUCGGAUUCCGAGGAGGGCGAAGACGGAGGCAUCAGUGGAUUCGGCGGCGGUGAGUGAGGCUGCGGAGAGUCCGAAGCCGACGCCUAUCGAGGCACCGAAGGGGCCGGCGGCGGAGAGGGCGUAUCAGGGAUCGGGGAUCGGUACACCUACGGGUUUCCGGCCACCGUUUCCGAGGCUAUUCCCGCCGAGACCUCGACCGAUGUCACGCGGUUCGUUUGGACCGGGUGGCCCGCCGAUGGGACCACGGGCCCUUAGAGGUCCGGACGUCAAUGCGCUGCCGCCUGGCUGGGAAGAGGCUCAGGAUGAUUCUGGGCGGACGUAUUACUACAACAAAGCCGAAGGCAAAAACCAGUGGACGAGACCUAUGUUUAGCGAUUCGCCAAAGCCGGUUGUCGAGACGAAGCCUGAUUUACAGUCCAUUAUUGAGGCUGCGAAGGCGAGUUUAGCGCAAAAGGAGGAAGCUGAGAAGAAGGCUCAGGAAGUUGAGAAAGAUGGUGGUGAAAGGAAGGAGAGGAAGGAAAAGCCUCCCACACAGAAGCUGCUCGAAAAGGUGCUUGCGCCCUUCGUGUCCAACACAGUCAACAAAUAUUACGGCAAAUCCGGAGCACUUGGCAAAGAUGAUGUCAAGAAGUAUGCGAAGGAACUCGCUGCCAUUCUCGUGCAAAAAGAGAUCAAGGCGGGGAAGACGGAGAAAGACUUCAAGGAGUUGAGUGAGGAGAAGAAGAAGAAGGUGAAGGGGUUUAUUGUGAGCUAUAUGGACAAGCUGAUGGCGCAUAAGAAGAAGAAGGGGGCUAAGGGUGGGGAGAAGGAGAGCCAGAGCUCGAGUCAGGGAGGGAGUCAGACGCCGAUGGAGAGUAUGGGUGACGCUUCUCAGAGCGAGGUGCUACCGAAAUCAACGGAAGAUACCGCGUUGAGUACGAUGGGUGCAAUGAAGGAAGCGCCUCCUCCACCGCCGCCUGUUGAAGAUAAUGCCGUUCUGGACGAAUUCCAAAUCGGCGGCGACGACUUUGGCAUGGAAGACGAGAUGAUGGAGGAGGCCAGCGCCGCGCCGAGUCGCAAGAGAAGCGGAUCACCAGAAGCAUCGAACAGAGAUGAAAAGAGACCGAGGAGCGCGUCCGAGGUGAAGGGUCUGGAGUCAGGUAAAACCUGGCAGGAGUUGGGCAUGAAUGAGGAUAGAGCACGUAUGCUGGGAUUGUUGUAAGGAGUACGGGCAUAACAAAAAAUAUGGCAUUAUAUUAUAGGGAGAAGGAACAUUUGACUAGGCGUUUGAAUUGGCCGUGGCAUAUCCAGCAAGGCAUAUAUCAGGAGGGAC
Messenger RNA from Saitoella complicata NRRL Y-17804, 3015 nucleotides. RefSeq lists its product as uncharacterized. Bases 46 to 2904 code for a protein of 952 amino acids. NCBI's taxonomy places the organism in Eukaryota, Fungi, Ascomycota, Saitoellomycetes, Saitoellales, Saitoellaceae. The record is from RefSeq and is a predicted model, not a curated record. Gene Ontology annotation, cellular component: nucleus; chromatin; chromosome. Gene Ontology annotation, molecular function: protein binding; histone H3K36 methyltransferase activity. The transcript has 3 exons. Gene Ontology annotation, biological process: regulation of DNA-templated transcription.